GCCUGGUAAGGAACUGUCUGGCUGCCUCGCCUUCCACAAGCGCAAUCACCCUCAUCUCCCGUGUGCGUGCCACGCAUUGAACGGAGCCACAAUACCUGCGUCAUCGUCACUGUCGUCGUCAACGACAGCCGCAUCCCCCGUCCGGCUGCCGUCGUCUCACCGGUGCCAUCUCAGCCGGGCUGUCUGUCCACUCCGGCAACUGUUGUCCAUCUCUCCAUCCAGCUCUCCCCUUGCCUCCUUCCCUCCCUCCCUCCCUCUCUCUCUCUCGCGCCGCUCCGCUCUCGAUCCAAGGCCGUCCGUCCACCCACCACCCCCAUCCAUCCAUCGCCGCCCAUCCCCAGUUUAUUAUCGCAGGUCAUCAGUCACCUCUCCGUCAGGCCCGAAACCUUGUUGAGCAAUUUAGAGCCCCCAUUCGCCCGGCACGACGCCGUGGUGGCGCUGUUUCUCCAGCUCGUGCGGUUACAACGCACUUGCUAGAUCCUUGCCAUCACAGGCCGCUUGCCUGUUUGUGAGGUACCUACCUACAGUUGGUACUAAGGUAUACUGUAGGCACAGUGGACGAAGCCCCAGGCCGUUGGCGGCAAGUCGUGAGGCCCCGCAGCGCAACCCAGCGCUGUCACUCGAGCACCAUACAGUAACUCGACAACGACGACGACGACGACGACGACAAGGUACAUGGUUGAUGCCUCCACCCGCCCUCCUCUGCGCCCAACACACGCUUCGCCGAACGUACCACCCUCCAUCGUCACUGCGCUGCGACCGUCUGAUCCCAAUCCCCAUCCAUCCACCCUUCCUACCCCCCCUAGAUUGCCGACCUGAGCAGGGCCGUGGCGGCCAGUGCCCUGCAUUUAUUACCUGCCGGCGCCGCCGUCAUGGAUCGCCGUCCACCGUCCCUGGUGUCGUCGCUGUCGCAUCAUAGCAACGGGCCCGAAUCUCACCGGAGCUCACUCGUCAUUGAACAGCAACGCCGUCGCCAUUAUCACCACUCAAACAGCCCUUACGCCUCGUACUCUCACGCGAACCCGAGCCCUCCGCAGUCGCAGCCAGCAGCAGCAGCAGCAGCCGCCGUCACUGCCGCCACUGCCCGGGCUUCCAGCGCUUCGCCUUCGCCCUCGCUCUCAGGCGCCGCUGGCCGAGGUAGGUUCACCGAGGAGUGGGACGCAAGCCGGCGAGGCAGCUCCAUCAUCGACGGCCCGGUCAGCAGGCGCAUCAACGACGUCGCCGCAAUGGAGCGCGCCAAUUCGGUCCGCAGCUUCUCCGCUGGCGACGACCAGCAGCUGCCCAUCCGAAACAACACCCUCAAGAAGAAGAGCUCCAUGCGUCGCAACAGCAGUUUGCGACGGAGCAGCAGCCGCCGUAGCAACAGGGCCGGCAGCGUCAGGAGCCUUGCCCUCCACUCUUCUUCGGAGCCAGACGACGCUUCGAGCGCCUUCUAUUGCCCCGUCCCGACCUCGGGCAACCCUACCGACAUUCUCGUCAACCGCUUCCAGACCUGGCGCAAGGUUCUCAAGGAUCUCAUCGCCUAUUUCCGCGAGAUCCAAUCGCACUAUGAACACCGUUCCAAGAACCUCGUUAAGCUCGCUAAUGUCGCCAACAACAUCUCCACACCUCCUAGCUUUCUCAAGUCCGCUGGCAUCGAUGAUGCGCUCCAGUUCCUCCGCAACUAUAACAAAGCUGCGAUACAAGAGGCCAACAAGGCCAGGGACAUUGAGGAGGACGUCAUUUUGGCCCUCACCGGCCUCAGGAGCGAUCUUCAGCAAAAAAUCAAAGAGAUCAAGCACCUUUCGGGUGACUUCAAGAACUCAGUGGACAAGGAGAUGGACCACACCCGUAAAGCCGUCAGUUCCCUCGCCGACGUCCUCGACAAAAAUGACGUCGAUGCGUCAUCUACGACGGGCAAGCAGGACCCUUAUUUGCUGCGCCUGGCCGUGGAUCACCAGGUCGAACGGCAGAUUGACGAAGAAAACUACCUCCACCAGGCUUAUCUCAACCUUGAGGGUUCCGGACGUGAGCUCGAGUCUAUUGUUGUCGGCGAAAUUCAAAAGGCAUACAACGCCUAUGCUGGCAUCUUGAAGCGCGAAGCCGACAACGCCUAUGCUGUUGUCGAGGAGCUGCGCGACGGGCCCAUCUCCAUGCCCAAGGAUCAGGAGUGGAUACACUUCGUGACGCACGACAAUCAGAUUGUCGACCCGACCAUUCCCAUGCGCACGGCCGAUCAAAUUCACUAUCCAGGCCAGGACCACGUGGCUGCACAGGAGAUUCGAGCCGGCUUGCUGGAACGCAAGAGCAAAUAUCUCAAGAGCUACACCGCGGGAUGGUAUGUUCUGUCGACGACGCACCUGCACGAAUUCAAGUCCGCCGACAAGGCGCAAGCCCCGGUCAUGUCCUUGUACCUGCCGGAGCAGAAGCUUGGCUCGCACUCUUCGGAGGGAGGAUCUUCAAACAAGUUCAUCCUAAAGGGUCGCCAGACGGGCACCAUGCACCGAGGUCACACCUGGGUUUUCCGCGCCGAGAGCCAUGACACGAUGAUGGCCUGGUACGAGGACAUUAAGGCUUUGACAGAGAAGACGCCGGAGGAGCGCUCCCAGUUCGUUCGCACGCAUUCUCGAAGCCUUAGCCGAUCGUCGCGCCGCUCCGUCAGCAGCGAUGGUAUCGUCGACGAGGACGAUGACGAGCCGUUCUCAGCCACUCACGAGGAUGUCAACCCGGAACCCCGACCUGACUCGGCGUCCCGACGACCUCAACCAGGUGGGCGGUUCCCAUCAGAUAUACAAGUCAACGCACAGCGAGGCUUACAGGCGCCUCAAUCGCCAUCUAGUGUGAGCUCAGGCCGACAUGAGUUCCCUUCGGACGGUCAAGCCAUUGCAGCUGCAGGGGCUCUUCCCAUGGCGGCGUACGCAGCGGGGCACCAUGACCACGGGCCAGACGACCACAUGGGCUACGGUGGCACGGAGCAGACCCCUAUGGAACAGAUGCCGUCGCAAGCGGUCAUCGCCUGCCAGGUGGGACACCAUGACGGUGUGAAUCCCUACACCAGCUCGCCAGCACAACAACCUCACUCAGCGCAUCACGAUGGGUACUUCGCGGCGCCCAUUAUCGCGUCCGGCACCCAUUAUGAGCAGCUGCAGAAUGACCGAGAGCUGGAGACGAGCGGCGUUCACGCAGAUGCGCUCGAUCAACACCAGAAUGGAAGCGCCAAGAAACUUGAGUCGACACAAGUCAACGGUGCCAACCACGUCAACGGCGGAAUCGCCAGCGAGAACGACCAGGUCGUCGGCAUGACGGCGGGAAGCAUUCCAAGGUCCGAGACGCAACACGAGCUGGCGCUACAGUCUGUGCCGGAGGCGGAGGCGGCCGACCUCAAGUCGCUUCCCUCGGCGCCGCUGACGGACAACGCCAAAGCGAGCUUGAACCGCCCCGGAGAGGUCAGGACUGAGAGCUUAGCAACUAUUUCAAACCUUCCGAUGCCCGGACAAUAUCCUAAGGGGAGCGGGGUUACCUCACCUUGAGCCGCGCAGCAUUUCCCUCGAGGCUGGGCCGUCGACACUUUGUUUUGACGGUCACCGAACACCGCUUGUAUGAUUUUCGUGCUUGCUUUACUACCCUGUCGCUGAUCUGGCCUGACCACGUCACUUGCCGAGUCCCUUGACGUUUUCCCCUUGUGUACGAGUAGCACAAUGUUCCUUCUUGUACGGUCCGUCGUUCUGUGUUUGAUUCAUGGUUUCCUUGCUGUUCCUAGUUUUAGUAUAUAAGUAGGGGAAAGGGGGGCACAAGUCUUCCCCGGG
Messenger RNA from Purpureocillium takamizusanense, 3785 nucleotides. RefSeq names its product phosphatidylinositol 4,5-bisphosphate-binding protein (gene SLM2). The transcript is spliced from 4 exons. The record is from RefSeq and is a predicted model, not a curated record. Bases 873 to 3509 code for a protein of 878 amino acids. Lineage: Eukaryota; Fungi; Ascomycota; Sordariomycetes; Hypocreales; Ophiocordycipitaceae.